AUGGCCUGCUUGGCUGGGGGCGAUGAGAGGACCCCAGGCAGGGGAAAUCCACCCUAGGGAGGCAGUCGCAGAUUUAUUGUUCAACCUCCUCCCUCCCCUCUGCAACUGUUGCUGGCAGUGCCUGGUGUGAGGCAGAGACCGCUGCGCAUACUGGGCUGCGUUCGGUUUCCACCUUCCUCCUUCAGUCGUCACCCAGGCAUUCUCAGGAGCAAGGUCACAGGCAAGCAAGCAGAAGUGACUCUUGAGGAUGACCUCCUGGCUUUCGAAAUAGGGUUCCUCCUUGGAGCCAGUCUGGGCCCCUUUUCGCUUGGUUGGGUGACCAUAUUUUGGAAAGCAAAAAGGAGGACAACAUAGUCGGCCCCCAAGGGGACGUGCCCACCAACAUGUCCGUCCCCAGGGCGCAUGUCCAGCAAAGCAACGACAAGCCAUGUUCCAACAUCUGCAGCAACAGGACAUCUGCAAAGGUUGUGAUUCAAGCAGUUUUCGUGGCCAUUGUGAUUGCAGGACUCGGCUUCUUCAUUUACACUUUUCACAGUACCAACACCAAGAGUAAUACUGUUAAACAUUCCACGAAGCAAGUAGAAACAGAUCAAAAGGUGAUUUCUGGUGAUGGCAAUGCAUGCCGUACUUGGAUAGGAUGGGAAGAAAAGGAGGAAGAAGUAAAAAGCAUCCUUACGAAACUGGACCAGCUGAUGCCCAAUGUCACCUUCACCCAUACGCAAGGCGCCACAAGUGCCAAGAACAGCAAAGCCACCAUAUUAAACCACAAAGACUCUUAUUGUGUUGGAGACCACUUGAUGGUUCGGCUGGAUUUGUACGACGGCCUGGGAAAGAGGAAGGAAUACGGAGGGGAUUUCUUACGAGCAAGGAUCUAUUCAUUGAGUCAGAGUGCUGCAGCUUCUGGACUUAUCAAAAACUAUAGGAAUGGGACGUACCUGGUCAAUUUCACUCUAUUUUGGGAGGGUGAUGCCAGAGUUUCUCUCUUGCUGAUCCACCCCAGUGAAGGGGCUUCUGCACUGUGGACAGCGAGGAAGAAGGGCUACGACAAAAUAGCUUUCAAGGGCAGAUUUUUGAAUGGAACAUCAGAAGUCUUGACUGAAUGUGGUUUUAACAGGGGCCCAACAGCUGAACUCUGUGCAUAUCUAGAUGACCGAGACCAGGAGGCCUUCUACUGUGUGAAACCGAAGAAUGUGCCAUGUGAAGCUUUCCUCUCCCUGAAGUCCUACAACACACCCAUCUCAUAUCUCACAGACUUGGAACAGAGCCUUUUACAGAGGUCCAGUAUUGGCAUUGAGAUUCCUCAGAAGUUUGCAAACAUUCAGAUCAAAUCCUGCAAAAGCAACAAGAGAACAACGAGCACAAAAUGUUGGGUUGGGAUGAGUUCCCCAUUCCCCAGCGGCUUCGUGUGGCAGAACCAAUGGCACCCUGUUUUCUGCAACAGGCCCAAUUUCAAUAGCUUGGAACAGAUUUACACUUGCCUGAAUGGAAAGCUGAUUUACUUCAUGGGAGACUCAACUGUGCGGCAAUGGAUGGAGAAUCUUCAAAGAAGAGUGAAGAAGCUUCAAUAUCUUGAUACCCAUUCAUUUGGAAAACCCCAGGAACUUAUUGCUGUAGAUGUUGCUGGAAACAUUCAAAUCCAAUGGAAAAAACACAGCCACCCUUACAUUAGCUCCUUGGAAUACUCAGUGAAAGGUCACAGCUAUAUUGCUCGGGAUAUUGACACAGUGGCAGGUGACAAAGACACGGCUGUAGUCAUUUCUCUGGGACAGCACUUCCGUCCCUUCCCCAUCGAGUUCUUCAUCCGAAGGGCAAUUAACGUCCGAAAAGCCAUCCAGCGCCUUCUCCUAAGGAGUCCAGACACACGAGUCAUCAUCAAAGGAGAGAACAUCCGGGAGAUGGACAUAGACCAGGAGCGAUUCAGUGACUUCCAUGGCUACGCCCAAUACCUGGCAUUAAAGGACGUUUUUCGGGACCUGAACGUGACUUUUAUUGAUGCAUGGGACAUGACAACUGCAUACAACACAAACAACGUUCACCCACAAGAUAAUGUGGUUUCGAAUCAGAUUAAUAUGUUUUUAAGUUAUAUAUGUUAAGACUCUACUGCAAAUCUGGUGUGGAACUUGUAAUCAAACAAAGCUGAGAAUUUUGCAUCAGCAAAGUCAGUUGAAAAUAUGGGAUGCUUUAUCGAAUAUUGGAUUUAGAUGCUUCAUCCCACUAGUUUUCCAUAAAAAAUGUCUCAAAAGCCCUGCUAGAACUUAUUAGGAAAGGAAAGGAAAGGAAAGGAAAGGAACCUCUCGUGCAAGCACUGAGUCAUUAUUAUUAUUAUUUAUUUAUAUAGCACCAUCAAUGUACAUGGUGCUGUACAGAGUAAAACAGUAAAUAGCAAGACCCUGCCUCAUAGGCUUACAUUCUAAUAAAAUUAUAAUAAAACAAUAAGGAGGGGAAGAGAAUGCAAACAGGCACAGGGUAGGGUAAACAGGCACUGGGCAGGGUAAACUGCUGCCCCUCAUGCCUGGAACGCUCUUCCAGAACACUUGAGAACUACCAACUCAAUCACAGCUUUUAAAACUCAUUGAGUUGUUCUGACUCUAUACUGUUAGCUUCACCCUACCCGGUGCCUGUUUACACUGUUUACACUGUGUGACAACCUUUUAAGUAUUUGAAGAGUGCUAUCAUGUCUCCCCUCAAUCUUCUCUUCUCCAGGCUAAACAUGCCCAGUUAUUUCAGCCUCUCUUCAUAGGGCUUUGUUUCUAGACCUCUGAUCAUCCUGGUUGCCCUCUUCUGAACACGCUCCAGCUUGUCUGCGUCUUUCUUGAAUUGUGGAGCCCAGAACUGGAUAAAAGGGGAGGGGACAUUUCUCUCUACCUACUUUCUUCACCAACUGUAUAAUUUUAUACUCCUGUUUCCUAAAAUCAUAAUUGGUAUAGUAAGAUAUAUUCCAUUAAUGGUACGAUCAUGCCUGAUCUAAUGGUUAAAUAAUACAUGUGACUUGCGUCCACACAAAAGUUUUCCUUCUCAUGGCAACCAUUUAUGCCUCAUGGGAUGCCACGCCAGUCUGUACUUGAGGAGGCUUUGGGGGACUAUUCUGAAGAAUAAAACGACUUCUUUUACUUUUUA
This is a messenger RNA of Elgaria multicarinata webbii, 3117 nucleotides long. RefSeq names its product NXPE family member 4-like. The record is from RefSeq and is a predicted model, not a curated record. The transcript is spliced from 8 exons. NCBI's taxonomy places the organism in Eukaryota, Metazoa, Chordata, Lepidosauria, Squamata, Anguidae. The coding region runs from base 384 to 2093 and encodes 569 amino acids.